Molecule: messenger RNA, 1290 nt
Organism: Penaeus vannamei (Pacific white shrimp)
Lineage: Eukaryota; Metazoa; Arthropoda; Malacostraca; Decapoda; Penaeidae
Cellular component (GO): extracellular region
Molecular function (GO): chitin binding
Source: RefSeq, a predicted model, not a curated record
CGCCACGGGAACAGUCAGUGCCUGAGACGUUGUCCUUUGAAGUGUCGCCAUGGCCCGUCGCUCCCUUGCCCUUCUGCUCGGCAGUUGUGUCCUUGUCCUGGGCUAUUCCCUGAAAGGACCAAGAUGCAAGGAUCUCUCUCCAGGAAGUCAGAUCCACCCUGACGACACCGAAUGCACGCCCGACAGCGCAGGGCCCCCCUCCCUACCAGAAGGAAGGGCCCUCACCCCCUGCCAUUUCACCUGCAGCGCCCCGCUGGAAAUUAUCAACGACCAGAGCAACUGCAGCGCCUUUCACGUGUGUCUCCCCGAUGGCCCAAAACCCUUCACUUGCCCUGGAAACACCUACUUCCACUGGGAGAGUCAAACGUGCGUUGAAGACAUUGGCGUCUGCUGCUCGGUCUCCUGCACGCCCAUCUGUACGUCCGUGGGCGUGCAGAUUCCCGACCCCACUGACUGCACCAAAUUCUACGUCUGCAUCGAAAUCGGACAGCCCAGCGAGGCCGUCCACCUCACUUGCCCGAGCGGGAAGUUCUUCGACGCUGAAGCCCAGCGAUGCCUCGCCGAUGCCGAAUGCGAAGUCGUCUGUGCGACCGACGUGACCACCACCAGCCCGGCGCCGUGCACUCCCUUCUGCUCGACUGUGGGCGUGCAGAUUGCCGAUCCUAACGACUGCACCAAAUUUUACGUCUGUAUUGAACAGGGAUUUCCUGACGAAAGCGUCCACGUGUCUUGUCGGCCGACAGAGCAUUUCGAUCCCGAAACGGGGCGGUGUGUGGAGGGCGACGAGUGCGUGUCCCAGUGCGGAGAUUCGAGCACGCUGUCGACGGGCGCGCUGACCACGCCCACGCAAGCACACUCAUCCACACACAUUACCGGACCAACUGGAGAGAUCACUGACACGACCUCGGUUUCGGAAUCAACUGGAACAGCCACUACACCUUCAGGAGGAACUACAGCCACAGGAACACCACUUUCAGAAACAACUACCACCGAAGAGACCACCUUAUGAAAUGACUAAUGUUAACGCCGACACUGUAUGAUAGGUAAUACACGAUAACCCUGUGAAAAUAUUAUAAAUGUGAUGUGUAAUUGCUAUCAUAUAUUUGCAUUUUCUAUCGUUUCUAGUUAUGUUAGAAAUCUGAUUUAUUUGUGUUAAUGUCUUCCACUGUGAUGCCCACUGUAAUCCCUAAUAUAAUCCAUCAGAACAAAUUAAUCUGAGACACGAAAACAAAAUGAAAUGUAUAAAAAUAGGCACGAAAAUUAUUCUUGUAUAAAGAAAAAGAAAAAGUA